Molecule: messenger RNA, 1093 nt
Organism: Scatophagus argus
Lineage: Eukaryota; Metazoa; Chordata; Actinopteri; Scatophagidae
Gene: mrpl41
Product: mitochondrial ribosomal protein L41
Exons: 2
Coding region: 177-584 (135 amino acids)
Biological process (GO): translation
Cellular component (GO): mitochondrial large ribosomal subunit
Molecular function (GO): structural constituent of ribosome
Source: RefSeq, a predicted model, not a curated record
GAGUAACUCGAACACCCUUCAUCGGCGUAGUAAGCGAUAAACAAAUGGCUCCUCUCGUUGUCAUACUUCAUGCGCUCGUGUCUACAGUGUAAGCUUCCACUACAAUCGGUCAAGAGACGGCACCACAGUUCACGUGUUGGGUUUUCUGUCCUUGAAGGAGAAAUCAUUGUGGCACCAUGGGUGUGUUGUCCACGCUGAUGAGGGGUCUGGUAAGAGGUGCGGACAGAAUGGCUGAGUUCACCAGUAAACGUGGAUCCAGGACUCAUAAUAAGGGAAGGGGAUCAAGACCCACUGGACUGAGGCUUCCCAGCAGAAAGUUUCUGCCCAUAAAGACCAUGGUUCCGGAGUUUGUCGUGCCUAACUUGGAGGGAUUCAAACUCAAACCCUACGUAUCAUAUCGCUCCCCUAGAGGAACAGAGGCGCCUCUUACAGCCCAAAGCCUGUUUGCUGAAGUUGUGGCCCCUCAGAUCAAGAAAGACUUUGAAGAGGGUACUUUCAACGAAAAGCAGCUGGAGAAAUAUGGAUUUGAACCAACGCAGGAGGGGAAGCUCUUCAAGCUGUAUCCCAAGAACUAUGUGCGUUAAAGAAUGUACAAUGUUAUGUAUUUACAAACAGAGGUAUGGAAUGCUGAUUAAUUGCAGAUAGAAAGCUACAGAGCAACUGAUGUAACACUUCAAGUAAAUCUGUCACAAACUGGAAGGUAUAUUUAGUUGAAGAAAAAAAAUCCUGGACUCUUUUGCUUCUUGAAUAAAACUUAAGUGGAUAUGAUCUCCGUGCGCUGAUCGUUGAGAUCAGAUGAACAGUCUCAGCAAUCCAGAUGUACACAUCAGAACGGCCCACUAAAAAUUAGACAACUAUAAUACAUACUGAGAUGACUUUCCAGAGGCUACUGAUGUUAUUCUUCACAUUCUCUGAUGCAGUGGAUUCCAGGUUAAUUACCAUAUAAUGAUUCAUUUUGCUCUAAACCUCUAAGAAUUUUUCACCUGUGUACAAAUUGGUAUGAACAGUGAACAUAGUACUUGUCAUUGUAACUUUGUUUGUCAGAAAUGAUGUAUAUAUAUAAUGGGCAAUAAAAAAAAACUGCUUCUACCAA